UAAUCAGAAUCGUUUUCCCGUUUCUCGUCGGUCAUGGGGGAUGUAAAAUAUGGCACAUUGCAUGGAGUCUGUAACCUGUGUUUAAAAAGCGCAAAUCAAUCUGAGGUGUGCCCGCGCAAAAAACAAACCCUACUGCCGCGUGCGCGAAAUUGUAUAGGCGGUCAGUAUUCCUCGAGCACGACACGAAUAAAAAACCAAGCGGAAACGUGUGUUUGUCUUCCGCGCGUCUUCUUUUGGGACAGUAGGUGAUAUUCGGGUGCGCAUUGGACACAGAGCACAUUUUACUUGCUCUGCCCGCUAUCCAUCAUAAACCCGUAUUUUUAAGAAUAGUUGUGGAUUGACUGCAAGAAACUUCUUGGGGCCAGGGAUUUCAUAGUAGCCUACACCGACUGUGGAUUUUGUCACAUUGGCAUACAAUGACAACUUCCACCCGUACAAAGACAGAUCAUUUGGAUUCCACUGAUCCCCAGGUUCUGGACUAUAUGCUGGUUCCUCACCGGAACUUCAACCUGAUCAAUGGGGUCCACUCUCCCGACGAGGUCGACCAGAUCCAGAACUGGGAGAUCCGAGACUCAGACAUAUUCGCCGUCACUUAUCCCAAGUCAGGGACGAUCUGGAUGCAGCAGAUUCUGACUCUGAUAGAAGCCAAAGGUGACGUCACUCCAAACACAGAGCAUCUCAACGCGCAGCGCGUCCCAUGGAUCGAGCUGAUUGGCAGUGAGAAGGAGUUUAACGCUACCCCUUCCCCCAGGCUACGGGUCACCCACCUGCAGUACAAGUUCAUGCCUCUCGCCAUCAGACAAAAGAGGGGAAAGGUGAUCUAUGUGGCCAGAAACCCUAAGGAUGUUCUCGUGUCCUAUUACCACUUCCACAAAUAUGCAGCCAUGCUGGAGACGCCGAAGGACUUCAAUGAUUUCUUUGAGAAAUUCAUGGAAGGGAAAGUUUUUGGGAACUGUUGGUUUGAGCACAUCAAGACGUGGUACGCUAAUAGAGACAACAUGAACUUCCUGUACAUCACAUAUGAAGAGAUGAUCAAGGACCUGCGCUCCAUGGUGGAGAGGAUGUGCAGGUUUCUAGGGAAGGAUUUGACAGAGGAGCAGAUGGCCAGUGUGGUGGAACACAGCACCUUUAGAACCAUGAAACAGAACCCGCAGGCUAACUACAAGACAGUGCCCGACUCCCUGCUUGACCACAACAAGGGCACGUUUAUGAGGAAAGGGACCAUUGGGGACUGGAGGAACCAUUUCACUGUUGCACAGAGUGAGAGAUUUGACAGUGUCUUCCAGGAGAAGAUGAGGGACCUGCCCCUCUCCUUUGCGUGGGACAUCAAUGACGUCAAUAGUGMCACGUAAUGACAUCCUAGUCACGUCUUGCAGGGAUUUUUUAAAUCCUUGGGCGGGCCCCCUAAGCAUUUUUUCGGGUCACCUAAGUCCAAACAGUGUAAAAAGAAAAAAUUCAGGAUGGAAAAACGCUUUCACUGUAAACUUAAAUAACUAAAUGUCUUUUUUUUAUACCACAGCUUUGUUGAAUACUUGUGUAUGAUGUACAGAACGUGGGCAUUUAUCCCUUACAUAAUAGAACCUUUGAAAACUAACAGUCACCUAAAUAAAAGCUAGACAGUCAGGGACAAUUGAAAAAUCCCACAAACAAUUAAUUUAGCACUACAGAUUUCAUGUUUGAGCAAAAGAACACAGAAUUAGCCAUCGCAAAAUGCAUAGAAUUGCAGAAAAUGUGCUUUUAAACGGAAAAUGUUUCUCGGCUCCAUGGCAGAAUAUGUAGAAUCGCAGGGAAUUUGCUUUAAAACGGCAAAGACGAGGGCCUCUAAAAUGUUCUCUAAAAUUCAUGCCCCUGCCACGUCCACCACCUAAGCCCAUUAUUGAUCCAGAAAAAACACUGCCUUAGUUACAAGUUACCCUAGAUAACUUAAUAAGCUAGUUAUAAGCUAUACUGAACAAAAAUGUUUCAUGAGUUGAAAUAAAAGAUAAAAAUUUUC
Salvelinus sp. IW2-2015 is the source of this 1993-nucleotide messenger RNA. The record is from RefSeq and is a predicted model, not a curated record. Lineage: Eukaryota; Metazoa; Chordata; Actinopteri; Salmoniformes; Salmonidae.